AUGUCGCGCCAUCGCAUUAAAGCUGUCAGCUACGACGAAGAUGACUUUGACGAUGACUAUGACUCCCCGGAUCCCGAGGAGGAAGAGUUUCUUGAGCAGUGUACUACGGAAGUGUUGAACCAGCUCCGUGCGGGGGACCCUCCUGUCACCGCGACUCGCGAUGAGGUGCAAGAGGCGCUAUGGCACUACUACAAUGAUGUUGAGAAGUCUGUGAACUACUUGAGAGGUAAAAAGACGAAAGAAGUCAAGAAGAAACAGGUUCCGGCUCCGGCUCCGGCUGCCAAGGCAAAAGCAAGCACAGUGCCUGUAUAUCCUGUUCCGUUAUCUCCUCCGGCCUCUUCAACUGCACAUUUCUCAGCAGCCGACUUCUUCCGCGAUGCACCGUGGCUUAACAUACCUGCACACCGUAAGGCGGACAUACUCGUUGAGCCUCUAUAUCCUCGAUUGGGUCUGCUUGGUGGAGCUCCUGAGAAUUCGGGGAAGGUGUCCAAGUUGGCUGCUUUGGCUGCUGCGCGCAAGAAGAAAGAGGGGGAGAAGUCUGCUGCUCCAACUCCUACACCUCCGUCGGAAGUUGAAAGUUCCCGGCCAUCUUCCACUGAGCGAAAGAGCCCUGCCCUUUCUCUCCGUGAGAGACUCGCUAGCAAUGGCAAGCCGCAGAAAUCGUCAGAGGGUCUGCAAUCGCUUCGGUCACUCAAUAAGGGAUCGCGGCUGGGAAGCCCUUCGCCCCAGAAAAUGCCGUCCCCAGAGCCAAGAAAACAAAGCAGUCCGGAGGUCACUGGGCAGGCAGAUUUGGAACCACCCGUGUCAGUCGACAAGAAGCAGGAAGAAGAACCCGGUCUCAACAUCCGUGCACCACCAUCCACAUUUGCCAGCACGAUCGUUGGAGAAGCGACACGCCCAAAGAUGGCCGAGCCCAGCCACCUAUCUGCCAGCACAUUAGAUCUCAUCAAGAUAUACGGUCAAGAAUUUGCUGAACCCUUUGAUUUUGCAGGCCCAAGCCCCGACGAUGUUGUCUUGAAUGCUCAGAGCUCUGCAAAAGGCUUCAAAUCGAAACAACCUGCUUCUAAGUCAGCAGGUGACAAGAAAUCCCAGGCUGGUUUGGCUGAAGGCAUGAACAGCCUGAGUGUAGAGGAGAAGGUGAAUGUGAAGAGCAAGAACCUAGAUGUGCUGUCUGAGUAUCAGAAAACGCAACGGAAGAAAGCUAUGAACUUCGCCGUUAUCGGUCAUGUUGACGCAGGAAAGAGUACGUUAAUGGGACGCCUGCUGGCCGACCUCAAAGCCGUCGAUCAGCGCACGCUGGAGAAAUAUCGCAAAGAAGCUGAAAAGAUCGGGAAAGGAUCAUUUGCCCUUGCCUGGGUGUUGGAUCAAGGCUCCGAGGAGAGGGCUCGUGGUGUUACUAUUGAUAUUGCAACAAACAAGUUUGAGACGGAGAGUACGGUGUUUACGAUCGUGGAUGCUCCGGGUCAUCGGGACUUUGUACCCAAUAUGAUUGCGGGCGCCAGUCAGGCCGAUUUUGCUGUCCUUGUCAUCGAUUCUAGCAUAGGCAAUUUCGAGUCUGGUCUGAAAGGUCAAACAAAGGAGCAUGCUCUCCUCGUGCGGAGUAUGGGUGUGCAGAGGGUCAUCAUUGCUGUGAACAAGAUGGACUCUGUCCAAUGGGACCAAGGUCGCUUUGAGGAGAUUGAACAGCAGGUUUCCUCAUUCCUAACCACUGCUGGAUUCCAAGCCAAGAAUAUCGCAUUCGUGCCUUGCUCGGGUAUCAGCGGCGAUAACGUUACCAGGCGCAGUGAGGACCCGAAUGUCUCAUGGUACAAGGGUCGUACUUUGAUCGAGGAGCUUGAGGCCACGGAACCUUACGUCCAUGCCAUUGAGAAGCCGUUGAGAAUGACCAUUGGCGAUGUCUUCCGGGGCAGCGUUCAGAAUCCUCUUUCCAUAUCCGGUCGCAUCGACGCUGGUAGUCUCCAGGUUGGCGACCAGAUCCUCACGAUGCCUAGUGGCGAAAAGGCCACGAUACGCAGCUUGGAAGUGGAUGGGGAGCCCAGCGACUGGGCGGUGGCGGGUCAGAACGUCACGCUCAACCUGGUCAACAUUGAUCCCAUCCAUCUCCGAUCUGGCGAUGUCAUUUGCCGUGCCUCGGCACCCAUUGCCAAUGUUACGUCCUUUACAUGCAAGGUGCUGGCCUUUGACCAUCUGUUGCCCAGCAUGGUGGACAUCCACCGGGGUCGGCUGCACGUACCCGGCCGGAUCAGCCAGCUGGUCGCAACGUUGGACAAGGUGACUGGCGCAAGCAUCAAGAAAAGGCCUAAGAUUGUUGCUCCCGGUACUGUGGCACGGAUAGUGGUAGAGAUGGACCAGGCGGUACCUCUGGAGGCGCCCACACGCAUUGUACUACGAGCUGGAGGUGAAACGGUGGCCGCCGGAUUGCUAGAGUAG
This is a messenger RNA of Aspergillus welwitschiae, 2430 nucleotides long. RefSeq names its product putative translation elongation factor EF-1 subunit. Lineage: Eukaryota; Fungi; Ascomycota; Eurotiomycetes; Eurotiales; Aspergillaceae. The record is from RefSeq and is a predicted model, not a curated record. Gene Ontology annotation, biological process: translation. Gene Ontology annotation, molecular function: GTPase activity; GTP binding. The transcript is spliced from 5 exons. Bases 1 to 2430 code for a protein of 809 amino acids.